GAGCUCUCUUCUUUGGUAUACGAUGCUGAACGAUUCAUCCUCUUGCACGCCGGUGUAAUCUCUUCUGCCCCUCUCCAGAUCUAUCGCAGUGCUCUUCUCUUCAGCCCUCGAGCGAGUAUCGUUCGAGCUUUGUUCGAAAAUGAGAUGGAUGGACCCAGACUAUUGUCAGGAGUUGAUGAGCACUGGGGCGCCACACUGCAGGUACUCGAAGAAGACUCAAAAUAUGUUGGGUCAUUGGAGUUCGCCCUCGAUGGGGAAAAGUUGGUCUCUCUAACGCCCUCCAAAGAUCCUCGACGUGUACGGAUAUGGGAUGUUGCGACCGGACAAGCUGAGCAUUUACAGCAAGUCCAUUCGGGCAAAGUUACAUCUGUCGCAUUGGCCCGUGAUGGCAAGUUGCUUGCGUCAGCCUCAGAUGACCAAACAAUACGGGGGGAUGAAUCGCAUCCCAGGGGCGACUCAGAUAUCAGUAUCUGGGAUGUUGCAAAGGGUCGACUUAAGCAUGUUCUCAAGGGCCAUUCUCACUUUGUCGGAGUUCUAGUGUUCUCUCCUGAUGGAAGCAAACUGGCGUCAGCAUCACGCGAUGAGUCUAUCCGGGUAUGGGACACGGCAGCAUGCGAAACUGAAUACAUAUUCAAGGGUCAUGGGGGCAUGCCACGCACAUUGCUAUUCUCUCCUGAUGGAAGCAAAUUGGUGUCAUCGCAGAGUUGGGGCCAUUUCCCUUCCAACGACACUGAUCACGACAGAACAGUUCGGGUAUGGAACCUCGCAGCUGGUCGAGCUGAUCGAUUGCUGGAUUUUCAUCCUGGCGUGAUAAAGUCCAUAGCGUUUUCCCCUGAUGGGUGCAAGGUGGCAACAGGAUCAUUUUGUGGUCCAGUACGGAUAUGGGACGACGUCACGGCAGGCCAGGUCGAGUAUACACUGAACUGCAACUCCACUGCUAUCACAAGCCUGUCAUUUUCCCCUGAUGGGACGAAAUUAGCGACAGGAAUAGCUCACGGCGACGUGCUACUAUGGGACAUUGCAGAAGGCCAAGUCAUUCAUAUGCUCAGAGGUCACUCUGGGAAAGUUCAGACCCUGAUCUUUCUCAAAACAGGAAACAAAUUAGCAUCAGGAUCAGGCGGUGAUAUGACCAUCGGGAUCUGGGACCUCACUACAGGCCAAGCCGAGCACAUGCUCAGCGGACAC
Molecule: messenger RNA, 1185 nt
Organism: Canariomyces notabilis
Lineage: Eukaryota; Fungi; Ascomycota; Sordariomycetes; Sordariales; Chaetomiaceae
Product: WD40 repeat-like protein
Exons: 4
Cellular component (GO): nucleus
Molecular function (GO): protein binding
Source: RefSeq, a predicted model, not a curated record